Messenger RNA from Protopolystoma xenopodis, 493 nucleotides. Lineage: Eukaryota; Metazoa; Platyhelminthes; Monogenea; Polystomatidea; Polystomatidae. The record is from the annotation of a GenBank genome assembly.
ACCGUCUUGCGCUUUCGCUUCGGGCACACGACUCGAGCCCAAACCGGUUCAGCGCACAAUCGACAUGAGGAGGCUGGUCGCGACCGCCGAUAGGACGCGGUCGAACUGGCCCCGGCGACUGGUGUUGAGCAAGACGGUGAUGACGCCAGACUCUGUCUCGGAACCUGUGCGAGGCUGCGGUUGUGGACAGCAACAGCAAUUGUGCAGGUCGUCCCGCCCUCCUGCCUGGUCGAUUCACGGCCUAAUUAAGUGUCCGGUCCUGCAUCGUGGUCGCCAUGACGCCAGGCAGUUUAGCAAAUGGGCGGAGAUGCGGGCCAGGCGUGCUAUUGAAGAAGAUACGGGCGCCGUUUCAGGUUGCAGCAGAAUCAGGUUACACUGGCCCAGUCGUGAGGUUGGCGCAACAGGCUGGAGAGUGGCGCGAAAUCUGAACCGGCCGGCAUUCACGGCCUUCAGAUGUAAGCAAUCUUCGAGACUAUCAGCCAUUCUUGAAUGA